Messenger RNA from Camarhynchus parvulus, 711 nucleotides. RefSeq names its product phospholipase A and acyltransferase 1-like. The record is from RefSeq and is a predicted model, not a curated record. Gene Ontology annotation, biological process: N-acylphosphatidylethanolamine metabolic process. NCBI's taxonomy places the organism in Eukaryota, Metazoa, Chordata, Aves, Passeriformes, Thraupidae. Gene Ontology annotation, molecular function: A2-type glycerophospholipase activity; glycerophospholipid phospholipase A1 activity. The coding region runs from base 67 to 711 and encodes 214 amino acids. Gene Ontology annotation, cellular component: cytoplasm. The transcript has 4 exons.
UGCUCUGAGGAUUUUGUGACAAAUCUCCGCUAUGGUGGCAAGCUGAGGGCUUUGUUGUGUGGAGAAAUGCACGUUUCUGGUAGGGCAGAAGACAAGGACUACCCCAGCCCUGGGGAUCUGAUUGAGGUCAAAUGGGGACGUUAUGAACACUGGGCCCUCUACCUGGCGAAAGGACAUGUCCUCCAUGUGAUACCUGAUGAAGGAGCCACACACCUGUCACCCAGCAGUGGGUCUGUAUUUCUCAGAAAAGCCAUGGUGAAGAAGGCGGACCUGGAAUUGGUGGCUGGAAAUGAUACAUGGCGUGUCAACAACAAGUAUGACCGCUCCCGCACUCCUUUCCCUAUGGAGGAAAUCAUCCGGCGUUCUGAGCCAUGGAUUGGCAAGGAGCUGGCAUAUCGUUUGUUCCUCAAGAACUGUGAGCACUUUGUGACAAUGCUCCGCUACGGAGAUGGAGUCUCUGAGCAGGCCAACACAGCACUUCUAAGUAUCAAUUCCAUUUCUUCUGUAGUGAUGGCUGGGAUAGGAAUUGCUGGUCUUGUGGCUGCGGCUGGUAUUCCUGCGUUUGGAUUUCCUCUUUUGGCCUCUUGUGCGGUUUCUGGUGGUGGUAGUCUUGCCAGUAUUGGUUUAACUUCCAGCAAUAUUGUUCAUUACGUCUCUUUUGCCAAAUUUGCAAAGGCAGGGAGAGAUAUACUAGAAAAGAGUUGCUGUUAG